GGUGGAGAGCGGACUGUUUUCUUUGUUAUUUUUAAACUCUUGCAAUUCGCACCUAUGACAGUGUUCACGGCGACCUGUGCCGCUUCAAAUCCCCGAUGCACUCGAAAGCAGCGAGAAGAUUUUCACCGGAGAUUUUUUUUUGCAGUGGCAUAAGUAGAGGUCUGGAUCUAAUUGUUGUGUGGUGUGGGCUCCACGGGGACGUGGUGUAUGGACGCUGUGACUAUGAGCGUAAGCGACAAGGGGGGCUACUUGGUGGACCUGGGAGGCAGCUUCACUGAGGAUGCCCCCAGACCUCCAGUCCCUGGGGAAGAAGGUGAGCUAGUGUGCAGUGAUGGACGCCAGCACAGCAACCUUGUCUACCCCUCCAAGAAUGAGAGUCUCAAAAGUGAGACGUCUGUCGCCACACCCAGACGACCUGACCUGGAUCUGGGCUAUGAGCCAGAGGGCAGUGCUUCCCCCACACCCCCCUACUUGAAGUGGGCCGAAUCUCUCCACUCCCUCCUGGAUGACCAGGAUGGCAUCCACCUGUUUAGGACGUUCCUCAAGCAGGAGGAGUGUGCCGAUAUGUUAGACUUCUGGUUUGCAUGCAGUGGCUUCCGCAAACUUGAGGCUAAUGAGGGUAACGAGGAAAAGAAGGUAAAACUGGCAAAAGCCAUCUAUAAGAAAUACAUCCUGGACAACAAUGGAAUUGUUUCCAGACAGAUCAAACCAGCCACCAAGUGCUUCAUCAAAGACUGUGUGAUGAAGCUGCACAUUGAUCCAGCUAUGUUUGACCAGGCUCAGACUGAGAUUCAGACUAUGAUGGAGGAAAACACCUACCCUUUAUUUCUGAAGUCUGACAUAUAUUUGGAAUAUACCCGGACAGGGGGAGAGAGUCCCAAGCUAUACAGCGAUCAGAGUUCUGUUUCUGGGAAUGGAAAAGGUUUAUCGGGGUACCUGCCGACACUAAACGAAGACGAGGAAUGGAAAUGUGACCAAGAGCUUGAGGAGCACCCUGAGUGUGACCCCACGCCGAGCAACCGGCUCACUGAGAAGUUGCUAAUGGAGACGGCACCAAAGCGCGUUACCAACAGUACGAGAUUCCAGGACAGUCAGGAGUACAGAAAUGCACCAUGGCGGGAGCCCAUCAACCCGUACUAUGUCAACACUGGUCACGCCAUGGCUCCUGCCACCAGCGCCAACGAUAGUGAGCAGCAGAGCAUGUCUAGCGACGCAGACACGCUCUCCCUCACCGACAGCAGUGUAGAUGGGGUUCCACCCUACAGAUACCGCAAACAGCAUCGCCGGGAGAUGCACGAAAGUGCCAAAGCAAAUGGGCGAGUGCCACUACCUCAUAUUCCACGCACAAACCGGAUACCAAAGGACAUUCACGUGGAGCCGGAGAGGUUUGCCGCAGAGCUCAUCAGCAGACUGGAGGGAGUCCUGAGGGAGAGGGAGGCGCAAGAGAAGCUGGAGGAGCGGCUGAAGAGAGUACGACUGGAGGAGGAGGGUGAUGAUGUCGACAUUUCCACAGGCACAUCGCUGUCCGGUCACAGGCUCCCCCCUGGUGCUUAUCCCCAGCAUUACAACUUGCGCUAUGCUGACAUUACCUACAGUGGUCCUCUGCUGAGAGACGCUCAUGAGGAAAACCCCGAGAGCAUCCUGGACGAUCACGUCCAGCGGGUCAUGAAGACUCCUGGCUGCCAGUCGCCAGGAACAGGCCGCCAUUCCCCCAAGUCGCGCUCACCAGAAGGUUUCCCAGGCAGCAAAAUGAUUGGACUUGGAGUGCCACUGUCCUCAGGUCAGGGCAAACAUCCAGCAAGACAUGGCCCCAAGGGAGAGACCAGUCACCUGUACCACCACAAACAUGUGCACCACAUCCACCACACAGGUGGGGGGAAGCCCAAAGAGCAGGUGGAGGCUGAGGCAGCCAUGCGUGUGCACAACAGCUUUCCCUGGGGUAUGGAGCCGAAUCAUUAUGGGUCAAAGUCGCGCAGCUAUGCUGAUGGCGUAGCUUCAAACCCACUGGAACCUAUGGGUUACAGUAGCAAAGUUGGGACACAAUGUAAAAGAGCAUUCAAGAAAGGUGAGGAAGUGCGGCCCUAUGACAUGCCACUGCCUCCGGAGGAGAUGGAGAGAAACCAGAAGAUCCUUUUGUGGAUGAUGGAGGGAGAGAAGGAGACAGUUCGCCAUAAGAGGAGUCCAUAUGGGAGCACCACGGGGUCAAAGAAGACCACAGGCCACGAGGGGUCUCGGCUGGGCUCGGCAGAGCGAUCAGGAUCGGCACACCCAUGGGUCAGCGCUCAGCUGCGGAACAACGUGCAGCCAUCACACCCGUUCAUCCAGGAUCCCACCAUGCCUCCCAACCCAGCCCCCAACCCCCUCACCCAGUUGGAGGAGGCGCGCCGACGCCUGGAGGAGGAGAAGAUCAAGUCUGGAGCCUUCCAACACAAGCAAAGGUAUGUGAUGGAGGUGAUCCAGAGGGGUCGCACCGCUGUCAGGCCCGCACUGUUCCCUCCGCUGAGCGUGGUGCCCGCCGUUUCUGACAGUGAGCUCUCCGAGUCUGAACACAAAGCGCCUAAAAAGCAGCCUUGUGACAACAUUACCGUGGCGUAUUACUUCUGUGGAGAGCCGAUACCAUACAGGACGUCUGUCAGAGGGAGGAUCGUCACGCUGGGCCAGUUCAAGGAGCUGUUAACAAAGAAAGGGAGUUACAGGUAUUAUUUCAAGAAGGUGAGCGACGAGUUUGACUGCGGGGUGGUGUUCGAAGAGGUACGAGAAGAUGACGCUAUCUUGCCCAUCUUCGAGGAGAAGAUCAUCGGGAAAGUUGAAAAAAUUGAUUGAAGCGAAUGUUGAAGAGGAAGGAGUCCAAAAGAAGUCGGUGUGUAACGGAGCGAGGAGCUGUCGGACGGCGAUGAGGAAGUGUUAAAAAUGGAAGAGCGGAGCGGCAGAACAGAAGGUGUUGCAGUAGAAACGGAUCGAGGGUUGAAAAGCAAAGUGGCGAGGAGGGCCGUGCAGUGGGCACUGUGGGCGACGUGUGACUUCUGAGGCUGUGUAGUCCCUUAAAUGUGCUCAGUGCCGCUGCAGCGACAUUGGACUAGAAGAGAAGACCUCAUUCACUUCUUUGUCCGGAGUGUAAUGUAGCAAUGUAAAGUUUGACUAGAUAAAUGAACUACAAAACUGCUACUAAAGCUGCAUAUUUUUGAUAUGAUGUAUCAGAAGGUAUCCUUUCUAAAGUAACCACACUUGUAAUUUUUAUAUGUAUUGGUACCAGAUGUGUACAGUUUGUCUGUUUAAAAAAAAAAAAUAACAAAAUUUUAUAUCUAUUUAAGUAUUUAAAUAUGCUGUCAUUUUCAGUCCUAUUGAAAUUGAGGCAGGAGUGCCGUCCCUGUUCAACAUGAUCGCAAUCUUUAACAGGGCUGAAUUCUUUUUUUUUUCUUUUUUUUAAUUUAAUUAAUACAUUGCAACAGGCCUUGAGCUGUAAUGUCCAUGCUCCAGCAAGUGCUUUUAUUAACACUCAGCCAAUUAGUACUUUGAAUGUGGCAUUCAGUCAGGCUGCACUUUUCACUGUAUUAUACUGUACAUCACUGACUAUGUUUGCAUGUAAGCUCCAACUUGCUUCCCCAGGUCAUCGAACACUGCAUGUAAAUGUAGCCGAUAGCUAUGUUUGCCUACAGUCUUCCACCGCAUUGUCUCUACCCAACCCUGUUGAAGCUGUAAGAAAACUGCCUUGGAUCAAAUCAUGUGCGUGAGGAAAUCGUGUUCUUCCCAGCAGUUUACGAAAGCACACCGUCCAGUUGUAUCUGGGCGCGCACUUUCUGUUGUUGCCCCUUACGAGUUUUAUUUCUAAUUAGGAAUUGAAUAGUUCAUGAAUCUUUCCUCAUUUUUAAUCACAGCAGAUGCAAGAAUACGUUGAAGGAACACUCAACAUUUUGGGCAAAAUAUCCUUUUUCUGAUUUAUCCAGACUGAGACAAGAUGUUUGAUACCAGUUUGGUAACAUUUGUACAUCCAGUGGCUCAAUUCCUAUCGGUAGCAUUUCAUUUUAGCUUAGCAUAAAGACUUGAAGUCUAUGGGAGUCAUUAGCUUUGCUCCAUCAAAGU
Myripristis murdjan (pinecone soldierfish) is the source of this 4080-nucleotide messenger RNA. RefSeq names its product axin 1 (gene axin1). Gene Ontology annotation, biological process: negative regulation of canonical Wnt signaling pathway; cell development; positive regulation of proteasomal ubiquitin-dependent protein catabolic process. The record is from RefSeq and is a predicted model, not a curated record. The transcript is spliced from 11 exons. Lineage: Eukaryota; Metazoa; Chordata; Actinopteri; Holocentriformes; Holocentridae. Gene Ontology annotation, molecular function: protein kinase binding; identical protein binding; beta-catenin binding. Gene Ontology annotation, cellular component: nucleus; beta-catenin destruction complex; plasma membrane. Bases 208 to 2823 code for a protein of 871 amino acids.